AUGGGUGACAACGUAAUUUCUUACCUCGAGCCGGUAGUGCCUUCCUGCUGGCUUCCCGUUGUCCGAGCGAGAUCCUUGCAGAGGCUCUCAAGAGCCGUCGGGCAGUCUGUGCCCAUCGAAGACAUGUUCAUAGACGACGAUGGCCUGUUAAGUUGGAAGGGCUAUCGGGGAAACGCCGUCCAAAACCAGGCCAGCCUGAUAGUCAGGCUGGUCCUGGUCCGCGUCGGCGAGGAGGGAGGCGAGACGGAGAAUGUGAGCUUCGACGUUAUCGCCCGCCGAGGAAGUGCGAGGCUAUUCGAGGCCUGGCUUCAAGGCAUCCGUACUGACGAAAUGACCAUUGGUCAUGAUCUCCUUCCCGUGUGGCCUGCUCUCGGCCUGGUCGUCUUGCCGCCUAUUCCUAUCCCCCCCGGCGUCCUUCGGUGGCUCAACAGCGCCGUUCACUACCGACUGCUCUUGGACCGGAUUUUCCGAGAGAUGCCAGAGAGUUUGUGGUACUUGUGGCUAUCGUCGUCCAACUUGGCUGCCUGA
Messenger RNA from Clonostachys solani, 528 nucleotides. NCBI's taxonomy places the organism in Eukaryota, Fungi, Ascomycota, Sordariomycetes, Hypocreales, Bionectriaceae. The record is from the annotation of a GenBank genome assembly.